This is a messenger RNA of Nerophis lumbriciformis (worm pipefish), 2799 nucleotides long. NCBI's taxonomy places the organism in Eukaryota, Metazoa, Chordata, Actinopteri, Syngnathiformes, Syngnathidae. The record is from RefSeq and is a predicted model, not a curated record.
AUGUUCCGCCUCCUUAGUCGCCAGGGCCGGAGGCGUCCAAGCUGUCUAUUAGGUCAACGACGUCAUGAACACCACCGUGCCGUCAUGGCCAUCCGGCGUGAGGACAUCAACCCUUGGGAAAGGCGGGCUCCCCUUGCCCCUCGCCACGUCCGCGAGCUCACGCAGGAUGGCAUUAAAGUCCUGGUGCAGCCGUCCAACCGCAGGGCCAUCCAUGAGAAGUUCUACGCCAAAGCGGGCGCCAUCAUCCAGGAGGACAUUUCGGAAGCAUCGCUCAUCAUUGGCGUUAAGAGACCACCCGAGGAAAAAGUGAUCCCAAAGAAGACAUACGCUUUCUUCUCACACACAAUUAAGGCACAGGAGGCCAACAUGGGACUGCUGGACGACCUGCUCAAGAAGGAAGUUCGCCUGAUUGACUACGAGAAGAUGGUGGACGCUAAUGGCUAUCGUAUUGUGGCGUUCGGACAGUGGGCUGGUGUUGCAGGCAUGAUCAACAUUUUACAUGGUUUGGGUCUUCGCUUCCUGGCACUUGGACACCACACCCCUUUUAUGCACAUCGGCAUGGCGCACAACUACCGUAACGUAUCGCAGGCCAUCCAGGCCGUGCGGGAUUGCGGCUACGAGAUCUCCAUGGGCCUCAUGCCUAAGUCCAUCGGUCCAGUCACCUUCUGCUUCACUGGAACCGGCAAUGUCUCCAAGGGAGCACAGGACAUAAUCAACGAGCUUCCUGUGGAAUAUGUAGAGCCUCACGAGCUGAAGGAUGUGUGUGAAACUGGAGAUAUGACCAAAGUAUACGCCACCGUGCUCAGUCGUCACCAUCACCUGGUGAGGAAGAGUGACGGUAUUUACGACCCCAUGGAGUACGAGAACCACCCGGAACUCUACACAUCACACUUCAGAACCAGCGUGGCGCCUUACACCAACUGCCUGAUCAACGGUAUCUACUGGGACCCUCAGACCCCGAGACUCCUACGCCGCCUGGACGCCCAACGGCUGCUCAGACCUUCCAAGAGCAACAGCGCCACUAGCGAGGGCAUGCCGGAACUGCCUCACAAGCUGUUAGCCAUCUGCGACAUCUCGGCAGACACAGGCGGUUCCAUCCAGUUCAUGAAUGAGUGCACCACCAUCGACAAACCAUUCUGCAUGUAUGACGCAGAGCAGCACAUCGACCAUGACAGCGUGGAGGGCCACGGCAUCCUGAUGUGUUCCAUAGACAACCUUCCCGCUCAGUUGCCAAUCGAGGCCACCGAGUACUUUGGUGACCGCCUCUUUCCGUACAUCUGGGAGAUGCUGCCUUCAGAUGCAACUAGACCUCUUGAUCAAGAAGACUUCAGCCCACAAGUCCGAGACGCAGUGAUCACGUCCAAUGGAGCCUUGACGCCAAAGUUCGAGUACAUCGAGAAGCUUCGACAGCAACAGGAAAAGUCUCAGAUCCUGAAGAAAGGCGGCAUGAAGCGAGUUCUGGUGCUCGGUACCGGAUAUGUCUCCGGCCCUGUCGUAGAGUACCUGACCCGGUGCGACAAGACGCAGCUAACUGUGGCAUCUGUGAGCAUGAAGCAGGCACAGGAUCUGUCGAACAAAUACCCGAACACGAUCCCCGUCAUGCUGGACAUCUGCAGCCAGGAAGCACACCUCGUGUCCCUCAUACAAGACCAUGACCUUGUCAUCAGCCUACUUCCCUAUGGCCUUCACCCCCAGGUGGCCAAACACUGCAUUGACAAGAAGGUCAACAUGGUCACCGCCAGCUACCUUAGCCCUGCUAUGAAGGACCUGCAUGAUAGGGCAGUAGAGGCGGGCGUGACUCUCGUGAAUGAGAUGGGAUUGGAUCCCGGUAUUGAUCACAUGCUAGCCCUGGAGUGUAUUGAUCAGGCCAAAGCUGAUGGAUGCGCUGUGGAAUCAUACGUGUCGUACUGCGGCGGACUUCCUGCUCCCGAGUGUUCAGACAAUCCUCUGCGCUACAAGUUCAGCUGGAGUCCUUCUGGCGUUCUCCUUGCCUCCAUCAGCCCUGCCGUCUUCCUUCGCGACAAUCAGAUGGUUAGUAUUCCAGGAGGCGGUGGUCUGAUGGAUGCUGUCACGCCCAUGGAAUUCUUUCCUGGCUUCAACUUUGAAGGUUAUCCCAACCGCGACAGCACCAAAUACGCAGAACUCUAUGACAUACAGGACACGCACACGUUGCUCAGAGGAACGCUUCGAUACAAGGGUUUUUCCAGAGCCAUGCGUGGUUUUGUCAAAUUGGGUCUGAUCAACAGCGAGCCUUGUCCCAUCCUCCACAACGCAUCGUCACCUGUCACAUGGAAAGCUCUUCUGUGUCAUGUGAUGGAUUUGCCCGCCUCGACCUCCAGCGAUGUGUUUGAAGCCGCUGUGUUCGAACGCGUCGAUGGGGACGAAUGCAGCAUGGAUUCCCUCAGAUGGUUUGGUAUGCUAAGUGACGAUCCAAUUCCUCACGCCGACAGCAUUCUCACUGCACUCAGCAGACAUCUGGAAGCCAAACUCUCGUUCGGAAGCGGUGAGCGCGACAUGAUUGUGCUGCGUAGCGACUUUGGCCUCCGUCACCCGACAGGCGAACUGGAGAACAAAUGUGUCAGUUUGGUGGUGUACGGCGAAGAUGGACGAUUCUCUGCCAUGGCCAAGACUGUCGGAUACCCCGCCGCCAUUGCCGCACGCAUGCUCCUCGAUGGUGAGAUAUGUUCCAAGGGUGUCUUGCUACCCAUGAGUAAGGAGAUCUACGUGCCCGCAUUGAAGCGUCUCAAGGACGAAGGCCUGAACAUCACCACCACCAGCACCCUGGUCGAAUCUUCAUGA